Nicrophorus vespilloides is the source of this 1273-nucleotide messenger RNA. It is a transcript of the gene Cpsf5, whose product is annotated as cleavage and polyadenylation specificity factor subunit 5. Gene Ontology annotation, cellular component: mRNA cleavage factor complex. The coding region runs from base 180 to 917 and encodes 245 amino acids. The transcript has 6 exons. NCBI's taxonomy places the organism in Eukaryota, Metazoa, Arthropoda, Insecta, Coleoptera, Silphidae. The record is from RefSeq and is a predicted model, not a curated record. Gene Ontology annotation, molecular function: mRNA binding.
UAAGCUUUAGUUGGGGAAACAGUUACAUUGCGAAUUGUUUGUGGUAUGAUGUAAAGUGUUUUUCAAAGACAGGAAGUUUGUUAAAUUAAGUCUAAAGUUUAUCGACAAGUGUGCAAGACACAUUUGUUGUUGAAAUAAGAUUAAAUCGUUCUUCGCAAAAGAGUUAUUUUAGUGAUUUCAUGAUGUCUAUGAGUUCUUCGCAAGUAAAGGAAAACAACAUGGCCGGCACAGGUUCUGGUUGGCCGAGGAGGAACAGCCAAAACUCAAAUCCCGGCUCAAGAGCAGUGACGGCUACAUCAACAUUCGAACAGAAAUAUUCCUCUGCAGCCCUAAAUAGAAUCAUCAACCUUUAUCCUCUGACAAAUUACACUUUUGGAACAAAGGAACCACUGUUCGAGAAAGAUCCCAGUGUUCCAGCUAGGUUCCAGAGAAUGAGAGAUGAAUUUGAACGCAUUGGAAUGAGGAGGAGCGUAGAGGGGGUUUUGUUGGUCCAUGAACAUGGUUUACCUCAUGUGCUACUGCUUCAGUUGGGAACAACCUUUUUCAAAUUACCAGGUGGUGAACUUAAUCCAGGUGAAGAUGAGGUUGAGGGUCUAAAAAGAUUAAUGACAGAGACGUUGGGCAGACAGGACGGAGUUAAGCAGGAGUGGUUAAUCGAGGACAUCAUCGGCAAUUGGUGGAGACCCAACUUUGAGCCACCGCAAUAUCCAUACAUACCAACACAUAUAACUAAACCUAAGGAACACAAGAGAUUGUUCUUAGUGCAACUACAGGAAAAAGCUCCUUUCGCAGUACCAAAAAAUUACAAGCUAGUUGCGGCACCUCUGUUUGAGUUGUAUGAUAAUUCACAAGGAUACGGACCGAUAAUUUCGUCACUUCCACAAGCGCUGUGCAGAUUUCAGUUUAUCUACAUGUAGUGGAGAGUACAAAGAAUGAGUGUUGUGUAACAUGAUGGUGUCAUUUAUGAUUUUCUAAAACAAUGAUUACUAAGAUCUCCCGAAGAAUUCGUCAUUUCUAUAUUAGAAAUACAUUUAUCAUGUACAAAACAGACAAAUCAUAACUUUAACAUAAUGCAUAACACGUAUAAGAUUAAAUAGUUAUUUAUUUGCAUAUGUUUUCCUUUCUUUGAUGUACAUAUUUUAUAAUAAGAAUCAUCGAUUUUAAUUUACAUAAUUUUAGUUCCGUUUUUGUAAGUUAAGGACAUUUCAUGGGAACAAGGACGACAGAACUGUUCCUGAUUUUUUAAUAUUUUUUUUCUCAUUAUUUUGUUUUG